CAGACAAGGUGCUGUACAGUAAGGCGCAGAUCUACUGGCCGAGGGACUGAGAUGAGAUACUACGACCAGCUUUUGAUAUUUUGACAAAUACAGGUUUUAAGAGAAGACAAAAACUGUGACCAGUUGAACUUCGCUUUUUCUGUUAAACGGGGGCGUCCUGAUUGAUACUUGGGUAUUUUAUUGCACCCGCAUCGAUUUCUUUAAAGCAACUGAAGUACAUCCGCUAUUUACGCAAAGAUUGUUUUUUUUCAGUACUCUGUAGCGCUUGCCUCUGGCUUCACCGUGAGCAUUGGAUCCGUCAGCGUACUGCGAUACCCCGGUGUACAGCCCGGACAUUUGCCCAAACAUGAUAGCUGCGCAAGCAAAGCUUGUUUACCAGCUCAACAAAUACUACAACGAGAGAUGUCAAACUCGCAAAGCGGCAAUCGCCAAGACUAUCAGGGAAGUGUGCAAGGUGGUGUCGGACGUCCUGAAGGAGGUUGAAGUACAGGAGCCCCGCUUCAUCAGCUCCUUAAGCGAGAUUGAGGCGCGCUAUGAGGGGAUGGAAGUGAUCUCCCCCAACGAAUUCGAGGUGGUGCUUUACCUGAACCAGAUGGGCGUUUUCAAUUUUGUGGAUGACGGAUCUUUGCCUGGGUGCGCUGUGUUGAAGCUGAGUGACGGACGCAAGAGGAGCAUGUCCCUGUGGGUCGAGUUUAUCACGGCCUCUGGCUAUCUCUCAGCUCGAAAGAUCAGAUCGCGGUUUCAGACACUAGUCGCACAAGCCGUGGACAAAUGUAGUUACCGUGACGUGGUUAAGAUGGUAGCGGACACCAGCGAAGUGAAACUCAGGAUUCGAGAGAGGUACGUGGUGAAGAUUACGCCAGCUUUCAAAUGCACAGGCAUCUGGCCUAGAAGUGCGGCGCAGUGGCCCAUGCCUCACAUUCCCUGGCCCGGUCCUAAUCGGGUAGCAGAAGUCAAAGCUGAAGGCUUCAAUCUCCUCUCAAAAGAGUGUUAUUCGUUAACCGGCAAACAGAGCUCCGCGGAAAGUGACGCCUGGGUCUUGCAGUUCAGCGAAGCUGAAAACAGACUGCUGAUGGCAGGCUGUAGAAAGAAAUGUCUUUCCGUCCUGAAGACUCUGCGCGACCGACACCUAGAGCUUCCGGGCCAGCCUCUAGACAACUACCACAUGAAAACCUUGCUUCUGUACGAGUGCGAGAAACACCCGAGAGAGACUGACUGGGACGAGUCCUGUCUGGGUGACCGACUGAAUGGAAUUCUUCUCCAGCUUAUCUCCUGUUUGCAGUGCAGGCGAUGUCCUCAUUACUUCUUACCAAACUUGGACCUGUUUCAGGGCAAACCUCAUUCCGCGCUGGAAGCGGCGGCAAAACAGACAUGGAGACUGGCGAGAGAAAUUCUAACGAACGCGAAAAGUUUGGACAAAUUGUAGAUCAAUUUAAACGAGUAACGUAUUGUUAAUAGAAUAUGAAGGAACGUUGGAGAUCACUUCACUGUAAGUGGAAAAUGGUGAUUUUUCUCUCUCCGAGUAAUGUGAAGAAGUCUUUUUAAAAAACCAAGAAGUAAACGGGAAAUUGCAAGAAGAAAAAAUAAGGUACAUUUUCAAAUACAUGUAUUUUUUUCUUGUUUUGAAUGUUUUCACAAAGUGAAGAACCUUUUAUUUAAAUGCGCACAAAAUCAUUGCUGCAAAAACAAAAAUACGAUGUAAAGUGCCAAGUUCAAUUUUUGAUUAUGUGCCCUACGAUUUAAAUGUAAUAAAAUAAAUACAAAGUCAA
Conger conger (European conger) is the source of this 1769-nucleotide messenger RNA. Its product is annotated as protein mab-21-like 2. The coding region runs from base 347 to 1426 and encodes 359 amino acids. The record is from RefSeq and is a predicted model, not a curated record. The transcript has a single exon. Lineage: Eukaryota; Metazoa; Chordata; Actinopteri; Anguilliformes; Congridae.